Messenger RNA from Mytilus trossulus (common blue mussel), 3196 nucleotides. RefSeq names its product E3 ubiquitin-protein ligase DCST1-like. Gene Ontology annotation, molecular function: protein binding. Gene Ontology annotation, cellular component: membrane. The record is from RefSeq and is a predicted model, not a curated record. The coding region runs from base 223 to 3069 and encodes 948 amino acids. The transcript is spliced from 4 exons. NCBI's taxonomy places the organism in Eukaryota, Metazoa, Mollusca, Bivalvia, Mytilida, Mytilidae.
GAGAACCUACUUUGUCAGACACUCUUAAAUUUAUAUCUUAUUACAAAAUCUGGUAUCUGAUGAAUCUUAACUGAUGGUUUGACAACAAUUCAAAAGUAGAAUUAUCAAUGAUAGAUCAACCCAAUAUACAAGGACGUGAAAGUUUAACUUCAGAGGUGAAAUGAAUAUUCAGUAACUAGUCGUAAAAUCAACUCAAAAUUAUAGAAACAAAGAUCUGCAAUCAUGUUUAAAGUCAAAUAUAACUACAAAGCCUCCAUAGAUACAGCCAUUAACCUUUCUGUCGGAGAUAAGAUAUCGAAUGUUGAAGAUCUUGGUAAUGGUUGGUCAAUGGGACAUAAUGUGUCAAGUGGAAAAACAGGAACAUUUCCAACUAGUUAUAUUGCCAAAAACUUGACCUUCAAAGACAAGGUCAAAAGAAUGUCAAGGGUAAGGAAGACCACUGACCAACUAGAGAUAAUGUAUAAAGCCAUAUCUGCAUACCAAGCUGACACAGAUACAGAUAUCAACCUUUGCGUUGGAGAUACCAUAUCAAACGUUGAAGAUGUCGGUAAUGGUUGGUCAAUGGGACAUAAUAAGUCAAGUGGGAAAACAGGAACAUUUCCAACUAGUUAUAUUGCCAAAAACUUGACAUUAAAAGACAAGGUCAAAAGAAUGUCAAUGGCGAAGAAGGCGACUGAAACACUAGAAAUUAAGUUGAAAAACAAGAGUGAAGAUACAGAGACUUUGGUUCCUCGGAUCAAGGCCAAAAUUCCUGAUCAUGUCUUACAAAGAAGACUUACUCGUGUUCCUGAACAUUCUAAUAUUGUACAGAACAAAAUUUCUAAAAUUGUUCCAAAGCCAGUCAAAUCCUUUGUCAACAGCAGCCGUGGAGAUCACAGGAUCGUGAAAGGCAUCUUUGGGAUAUUUGGAGGUUUUAUUGCCUGUGGAAUCCUGUUUGUUCUCUUGAGAUACAGUAAUGAGUAUUCUCUACAAAUAUCUUGCUACAUAACAAUAGGAUUUUCCCUCCCUAUAUGUGCAGCAUUAGCCAUUUCUACACACAUGAGAUGUAUCUUUUUACUAAUGGUUCCCAACCUGUUCACUGGAAAAGGACGAGCUGUAUUCAUGUCCAUUAUAUUUGCCAUGUUACUUGCUGGUCCCGUAGUAAACAUUGUAUACAAUGCAGAGCAAGCAUCGCAAUCUAUGGCCUGCACCCAGGAACUGAUCUAUAACCAGACUUCCAUCCUCAGAGGUCAACUAGAAGAACCAAUUAGAUUAAUAGAAAGGAGAAUUUAUGAAGGCCUUGUCAAAAUGAGGAACAUUGCACAUUCCAUCAAAAAUGCUAUUGCACCAGUUACUAAUGCAGUAAAAGUUUUUGCCGAUGGUCUCAACACAGCUAAAAAUGCACUAAAAAAUGCAGCUAAGGAAUGUAGUAGAGGAGUGGAAAAAGCCCAGUUUGAAUGUGAGAGGGGAAUAAACUAUGCUAAAAAUAAGUGUGAAGAAGACCUGAGAAGGGCAGACCCUUCAAAUAAAGUCAUCAAAUUUGGUAAAGACGUAGCCAGAACUGGGGAAGACGUAGUGAGGAAAAUAGAAAGAACUGGGGAUAACAUUGUGAGGUCGCUAGGAAGGAUUUUUGGGAAAAAAAGGAAAAGAAGGAGGGCUAUGACAGAGGAAGAGAAAAAUGCAAUAGAGUUAGCUAAACAGCUGAUGGAACAAGAAACACCAUUACAAAGAUAUGGUGAUUACCUUAACUCUAACAAUGAUGAAACAAUAACCAAUAACACCAGACUGCAUAACCAACAUGCACUGAAAAGGUCAAGGAGAGGUUUUUUGCAUCAUUUAUGUAUUGUUCUAGACAUUGGGGCAGUUUGUAAAGUUGUCCAAGUAGGAACGUAUGUUGCCUGUACACCUCUAAAAUUCAUAGCGCAUAUCAUAGAAGUAGCUAAUAAUGAGAUAAAUUCCUUCUUAGAUGGGAUCACCUCCUUCUUCUCAUUCGAUUUUGAAGGAGGUUUUGAUGCCGAUGGGAAAAUCAAUUCCUCAAAAACAGCAGCACAAAUCAUUUCCCAAGUUAAAGCAGACAUACAGUCUAGAACUAAAUGGAUUCUAACAGUAUCUGGUAUAGUCAGUAACGUUCUUGUCAUCACUCUAUUGUUAUUAUUUCUUAAGUCAAUCUUCUAUCUUAAGAAGUUUCUCAGUAAGGAUCGUUAUGACAAUAUCUACAUUUCAAAGGCUUUUAAGACUUACGACCAGCAAUGCAAGGCACAGGGAAAACCAUCAGUUUUACCGCUGAAGAGAAAAGAAUGCAGAAACUACGCUGACACUCGGUCACCAUGGCUAUCAUCAAAAGAAAUAGAUCAUGCUAAAACUGGUAUUACUAAAAUUGGAAUUCAUAUCUUGAUAGCUACUGUUAUAAUUUUCUUUGACUAUGUUCUUUACUUUGUUUUAAAGCUUAUUGAUCGCUUUGGUAACCUGAAUAUAAAUAUCGGUGGCAACAGUUCCCUGAGUGUAUCUGUAGAGGGCAGUGGAUUUAUUUCAGCAUUUCUGAGAGCGUUCCUAGGCACUGUUGAAUUAGAUUCUGACUUUGGUGUUGAGUUUAACCUAACAACUUGUAUCCCAACUCCCAGUAAACCAGAUGAUGAUAAUAUUUACAAGUUUAGUUUCCUUUACUUCUUUGCAUUUGUGUUCCUUAUAAUGCAGGCUUAUGGUUUACGUUUACGAAGGAAAAUUGUCACAUUCUUCUAUCCAGAGCGAGAUAUUGAGAGGAUAAAAUAUCUUCAUGAGAAAAUACGACACCAGAGAAAAUCUCUGAUGAAUUGGUUGACCCAGCAUGUAAUAUCUAGAAACAAGCAAUUCCAUACGGAAAAUCGUAUAUCUUUCCGCGGAUGGAUGGAAUACCGAUGUCCAAUAUUUGCUAAUUGCUUUUGCCCUUGUCUUACAUAUAAGACAUGCAUUAGCUGUGAAAAUAAGGAUGGCGGUAAAAUUCGCUUCCAUCAAUGUGAUAAAUGUCAAUCUAAUUACUGUGAGGAAUGUUUUGGAGAUAUGAAUUACAUUUGUCUUGUUUGUAAAACUGAAACAAACAUAUCUAAACCUUAGUCUAAUACAUGUAUAUAGCAACAUUCUGUCAUGAAUGCAGAUCUUGAAGUGUAAAUAAUAAAUAUAAUUUUUAUAAACCUGUUAUAUUUUUUAACAAAAAAUGUACUUUGAAAAAUAAAAAUUUGUA